This is a messenger RNA of Lecanosticta acicola, 867 nucleotides long. Lineage: Eukaryota; Fungi; Ascomycota; Dothideomycetes; Mycosphaerellales; Mycosphaerellaceae. The record is from the annotation of a GenBank genome assembly.
AUGUCGGCCGCAACCCCGCUAAUCAUAGUCAUCAUUGGAGUCGGGGGCAUAGGCUCGGCCAUAGCCCAACGCAUCGGAAGCGGCAGACUUCUUCUCCUGGCAGACUCUUCACAGGCUAAUCUAGAUGAAGCUUCCACCCACUUGGAGCUUCGCGGCCAUCGUACCAAGACACAGGCCGUGGAUAUCAGCAAUGCCUCGUCGCUGGAAAAGCUCGCCAACUUCGCCUCUUCGCUAGGUCAUAUCCACACUGUGAUCCAUGCCGCGGGCGUGAGUCCAGUCGCAUCCAGCGCCGCCCAGAUAUACACUAUCGACCUCGUUGGCACAGCGAAUGUCAUCGACGCCUUCCAGCCGGUCAUGACACCCGGAUCCUCGCUUCUCUGCGUGGCCAGUAUGGCGGGCCACUUGGUCGAUCUGCCACCUGCAGAACAAUCGCAUCUAUCCACGGCACCCACCUCUCGACUGGUAGAAUGCCCCAGCAUCGAUGCGAAUUCCGACGACAGCAGUAAGGCCUAUUCCAUCUCCAAACUCGCAAACAUUCUCCGCGUCAGAGCAUCUGCGAGAAGUUAUGGCGAAAAGGGUGCUCGCAUCAAUUCCAUAAGUCCAGGCAUCAUAUCUACGGCGUUGGGUCGGGAGGAGCUUGCCGGAGAGACGGGAGCUUUCAUUCGCAGGACCAUUGAGACAUGCCCAGCGAGACGAAUCGGGACGGUUGAUGAUGUGGCAGAGGCGGCCGCUUUCAUGACUGGUCCAAACGCUAGUUUCAUGACCGGAACGGAUUUGCUUAUUGAUGGGGGUGCGUCAGGGAUCAUGAAAGAGGCCAUAGAGCAGCGGCGGCGUGCUGCAGCAGCUGAACCCGAAGCUGCCGCAUAG